CUGAUAUAGGCGUUCUUCCUCAUAGGCUCCGUUCAAACUCACUAUCAACAGAUCACAAGCGUCUACAAGCGGCGUUUAUCGUCUCUCUCGCAUACCCAUACGUCUUGAUAAGCACGAGCCACAACGAUCGCCUCUCGAAUAAAAUCGGUGCCGCUCGCUUCGGAUCGGUUCAUUCCUUAGUGAAUUCAUAGAUGGAUACCGACCGCACAGGUUAAGUCAGAACUAAACUGUUUUCAACGCCAGAUGUGCGCGUUCGUUUUCUAGUCCUGCCAAGUCGCGUGUGUACCGUUGCUCUAGUUCUAAGAGCUCGUCUAAGUUCCUUCCUACUUCCCGGUCGUUCUCGAGUGGAUUUCGCCAAUCGAUAGCUUGUAUUGGAGUGACUGGCCAGGGACCUGCGGUGUUCAAACAAUCGGUAAUCCAUAUUCGUCAAGUGGUGCAAUUCAAUCAACUUUGUGACACACGACAGUAAACCAAUCGAAGAGGUGCUUCUGGAUGUGAUUUUCUCACACUAGUUUGUGGGACUGUUUACACAUUUUUGGAUUGAUUUUAACAAUAAUUAUUGUGAUGAGUGGUCGGAAGUCGAAAUACCCAUGGUGAUGAUUUAAGUGAGAAGUUGUGUGACCGUUCCAAAAAUAUGCCACUUCAAGGAACCGCCGAAAUUUGAGCGCGCAAUUUUAUCAAUCAUUCAUGACUGAAGGCAAUAAAGCAAUCGUGAAAAUGCAGUCAGCAGUGGUUCAUAUUAGCGCGAUAGUGUUCGUUUUACUUGUUGCAGUGCAAAAUUUCGCCACCGUAGGCUCUAAUGAUAUAACGACAGAAGUGCCCGCAGCAAACACCCCGUCGAACCUGGCGAACGAGACGGAACUUAUCGAUACAACGCGGCUGAUAAUGGAAUACGAAAGUACAAUAUCCGCGAACAAUGAGAGCAUCGCAUCCAACAGCAUAAGCAGCAGCAACAGCGGCACAACCGAAUCACAUAACAGCAAUAGCAGCACAGCUUCCAGCACGAGUUCUACCGAGCCGACUGUGUCAACGGAAAACAAAACGAUGACCCCGGAGGAAAUCCAACGGUUGCUAUUGCCUCCGGCCAAGAUCGAGGCCAGCAUUCUACACCUCAACACAACGGAAGAGGUGCACGAGAAGAUUAUUAAUUACGUUUCUUCUCGACGAGAAAGCGAUUGCCCUUCAUUGGAAGAAGCAGACAAACUGUCACAAACACAACUGCUCCUCCGGUUGACUCAUGAUUGCCGCUACGAUCGACUGGAACGUCCCAUGACACACUCCGACAAUGGCACAAAACUACCGGUACACGUUUACGCACGGGCGUACAUUUACUUCCUACAGAAUUUGGAGGCCCAUGAUCUACAAUUCAAGAUCCAUGCACUUCUUCAAUUCCGUUACGUCGAUUCGCGUCUGGUGUUCAAAAAAGUCGCACCUAACCGGACGGAUCCGAUUGUGGGCGAGCAAACACUACGGGAUUUACUAUGGGUACCUCACGUAUUUCUGGCCAAUGAACGUAGUUCUGACAUUUUGGGCACAGCAGAGAAGGACAUUCUAACAUCGGUAUCACCGGACGGAACGGUUAUCAUAUCGACCCGCAUUAGCGCAACAUUGUACUGCUGGAUGAAUUUACAAAAGUUUCCAUUUGAUGAACAGCAUUGUUCCACAGUGCUUGAGAGCUGGAUGUACAAUGACGCUGAUCUUAUUUUACAAUGGGAGAAGAAAUCUCCAGUUACAUUAGCACCCGAAUUACAUUUGACUGAAUAUGUACUUUUAGAAAUGUUCACAAACGAAACAGUAAUUAAUGCUGACCUGAGUGAUCUCCGACAUGGUGCAUUUGCUGGCAAUUAUAGUUCUCUCAGCUUCACCGUUCACCUCGCCCGAGAAAUGGGAUUUUACCUUAUGGACUAUUUUAUACCGUCGAUUAUGUUAGUUACGAUCUCGUGGGUUACAUUCUGGCUUCAAGCUGACCAAUCGGCCCCUCGCAUAACACUUGGCACAAGUACUAUGUUGACGUUCAUUACGCUGGCUUCAGCACAAGGCAAAACUCUGCCCAAGGUCAGCUAUAUUAAGGCGUCAGAAAUUUGGUUCCUCGGGUGUACCGGUUUCAUAUUCGGUAGCUUAGUUGAGUUUGCAUUCGUCAACACUAUUUGGAGAAGAAAGAAAAACGUCGAAUUGAAGAAAAAGAAUAGCAAAUAUAUUUUGAAAUCGAUAACUCCACUGCCAUCGCGCAAAGACUUCAGUAAUCUGCAUAAAUCACACUCGUGUACAAGCCUGGAUGGACAAGUGACAGCAACCCCUUCAACAAAUUCUUUCAAUAAUUAUUUGACAGUUCACUCAUUCCCGGCAAAAACGAGUUCCACUCUUCCAAUGAUAAUAACAUCCAGUGCAGAGAGCAUAGAUGAUCGAAAUGGCAACGUUACAAUCAAAAUUGAGGACACCACUCAGACGAAUGGACAGAGACCCGUUGGUUCGCCAGGUGUCAACCCGAAUGGGUGGACCACAAUGACUCCCCAGGAGAUUGCCAUUUGGAUUGACAAACGAUCAAGAUUCGUAUUCCCGAUUGCAUUCCUAAUAUUCAAUAUCUUCUACUGGUCUUUCGUUUAUUACUUGUAAGAAUGAAGCAAAAAUCGAUUAUCAUUGUUACUUGUGCUAUAACGUGCAACUGAAGCUCCAAUUGAGGUGUGUUACCAUAUUUCUAUGCAAAACAGAACAUGAAAUGUUGUUUUAUUGAAUAUCUUUCAAUUGAGAAGAAAUAAUGAUAAUAAUGAUACACAGUGUCCAAUAUUAGAAAAUAAGAAACGUAAGUGCAACUAAAGGAAUAGUCAAUUUAUUUAUUAAAAUAUUCUAAGUAUUUUUAGUGUAUAAAUUGUUUACAAUCGCUAUUUAA
Molecule: messenger RNA, 2887 nt
Organism: Toxorhynchites rutilus septentrionalis
Lineage: Eukaryota; Metazoa; Arthropoda; Insecta; Diptera; Culicidae
Product: pH-sensitive chloride channel 2-like
Exons: 8
Coding region: 688-2613 (641 amino acids)
Biological process (GO): regulation of membrane potential; signal transduction; chloride transmembrane transport
Cellular component (GO): neuron projection; membrane; synapse
Molecular function (GO): extracellular ligand-gated monoatomic ion channel activity; transmembrane signaling receptor activity; chloride channel activity
Source: RefSeq, a predicted model, not a curated record